Elgaria multicarinata webbii is the source of this 6881-nucleotide messenger RNA. RefSeq names its product serine/threonine kinase 3 (gene STK3). Gene Ontology annotation, biological process: intracellular signal transduction; protein phosphorylation; protein tetramerization. Bases 217 to 1785 code for a protein of 522 amino acids. Gene Ontology annotation, cellular component: cytoplasm. The record is from RefSeq and is a predicted model, not a curated record. Gene Ontology annotation, molecular function: ATP binding; protein serine/threonine kinase activity. Lineage: Eukaryota; Metazoa; Chordata; Lepidosauria; Squamata; Anguidae. The transcript has 12 exons.
CCUCUGCCUAGUUAUUGAAGUCAGGCAGCGGACACGACGCGAGAGGUGGAGGAGGAGGGGGCGACUUUUAAAGGGCCAGCAGCGGAAGAAAGUUGUGCGGAGAGUUUCUUGAGGGGCUAUUUUUUCCCUGUUGUUGUUGGCAAGGUCCUGUCAGGGUGAUAGCAACGCGCCGCGCCUUGGUGGGGGGUAACUAUCCCAGGAGCCGCCAGCCGCAGGAUGGAGCAGGCAGCGCCUAAAAGCAAGCUAAAAAAGCUGAGUGAGGACAGCUUGACUAAACAGCCUGAAGAAGUCUUUGAUGUAUUGGAGAAGCUUGGAGAAGGGUCUUAUGGCAGUGUAUUUAAAGCCAUUCAUAAAGAAUCUGGGCAAGUUGUGGCAAUUAAGCAAGUCCCUGUUGAAUCAGAUCUACAAGAAAUAAUUAAAGAAAUUUCUAUAAUGCAACAAUGUGACAGCCCUUAUGUUGUUAAGUACUAUGGCAGCUAUUUUAAGAAUACAGACCUGUGGAUUGUUAUGGAGUACUGUGGAGCUGGUUCUGUCUCGGACAUAAUUAGAUUACGGAAUAAAACACUUACAGAAGAUGAAAUUGCAACCAUUCUUAAAUCUACGCUUAAAGGCCUUGAAUAUUUGCACUUCAUGAGAAAAAUACACAGAGAUAUAAAGGCUGGAAACAUCCUCUUAAACACCGAAGGGCAUGCCAAAUUAGCUGACUUUGGAGUGGCUGGACAGUUAACCGAUACAAUGGCAAAGCGGAAUACUGUCAUAGGUACUCCAUUUUGGAUGGCUCCAGAGGUAAUACAAGAGAUUGGUUAUAACUGUGUGGCAGACAUCUGGUCCCUUGGCAUUACUUCAAUAGAGAUGGCAGAAGGAAAGCCACCAUAUGCUGAUAUACAUCCAAUGAGGGCAAUUUUUAUGAUUCCAACGAACCCCCCUCCGACAUUCCGGAAGCCAGAGCUUUGGUCUGAUGAAUUUACUGAUUUUGUGAAAAAAUGUCUAGUGAAGAAUCCUGAGCAGAGAGCUACAGCAACACAACUUCUGCAGCAUCCUUUUAUUAAGAAUGCCAAACCAGUCUCAAUUCUCAGAGACCUGAUUACUGAAGCCAUGGAAAUUAAGGCAAAAAGGCAUGAAGAACAGCAGAGGGAACUGGAAGAAGAGGAUGAAAACUCGGAUGAAGAUGAGCUAGACUCCCACACCAUGGUGAAGACUAGCUCAGAGAGUGCAGGCACAAUGAGGGCCACAAGUACGAUGAGUGACAGUGCUCAGACAAUGAUUGAACAUAACAGCACCAUGCUAGAAUCAGACCUGGGGACCAUGGUGAUAAACAGUGAUGAGGAUGAAGAUGAAGAUGAAGAUGGAACCAUGAAAAGAAAUGCUACAUCACCGCAGGCUCAGCGGCCUUCAUUUAUGGACUACUUUGAUAAACAAGAUUCCAAGAAUAAAGGCCAUGAAAACUGCAAUCAAAAUAUGCAUGAAUCCUACCACAUAUCGAAGAAUGUUUUUCCUGAUAACUGGAAGGUUCCCCAAGAUGGCGAUUUUGAUUUUAAUUUGACUCCUCACCACAAGAAGACAGAAUAUAAAAAGAGCUCUGCUGGAUCAGACCAAAGGCCUGUAUCCGCUGUUGCACAGUGCCAGCUAAAAAACCUAAGCCUGGAAGAGCUGCAGAUGAGAUUAAAAGCUUUGGAUCCUAUGAUGGAACGAGAAAUUGAAGAGCUUCGUCAAAGAUACACAGCUAAGAGGCAGCCAAUUCUGGAUGCGAUGGAUGCAAAAAAACGAAGGCAACAGAACUUCUGAUUUUCUUAAUUCCUAAAAUAAUGCUAUGAGUCGAUAUGGACACUGGUAAAAAAAAAAAACUAUACACAAUUACAAGUCUUGAAAAGCAGCAACUUUAAGCUUCACAACAACUAAAGCUGAAAUACUAAAAGAAAGCACAUUAUAUGUUCUGCAGCCUGAGUAAAAAACCUUUCCUAUUUCUCAUGUUUAAAUACAAAAGAAGUUUCACAUUCCACUUGCUGAUCCUUUUCAGCUGUGUUUCAGUAGUGCUAUGUGUUGUACAAUACAGAGUAAUAUUUGGUUCCUGGUAAAAUGUAAAGCUAUCUCCUAAUUGCUCAAUAAUGCAGGGCCUUAAGUUGCAAUAUAUUUUCCUCCAAUUUACUCCAUAUUUAUUGUAUACGCUUAGGUGAUCUUAUUUAUUUUUAUGCUUCUUAACUAUAAAUGGUGCUUGCAGAUGCUAAUAGCGGAAGCCGAGAGUAAGUAAAACAUAUGUGUGCAGUCACACAGAAGUCACUGCUACAUUAAGAUCUAACUCAGGUAAAGAGUAUUCGCUCCAGCUGGCUUGUAAGCGCACAUUUAGGUCUCAUGGGAUAUUUUUUAGUUAGGAACUUGAAGUUGAGCAUGCAUUUAAGCACUAUGCUGAUUUUGGGGGCUAGUGGUACUCUGGCUACCCUAGCAAAAUGCUCACUCAGAGACAGGGUGCAAUGUGCAAUGAAUGGAGGUUAUGCACUCUUAAACAACUUCCAUUUAUUGCCAGGGCAUGUGCAUAGAGGUUCCUCUCCCUUUCACUUUUGUUGAGCAAGAUCUUGCGGAAUCAGAGACAAGUGCCUAUAUAGUCUUUUGUCACUCUCUCCCUACUUUGUAAUGCAGGAAAAAUGCAGGGCACUCCCUUUUGGGGCACAUUUCUACCUGCCAUUCCUUUUUAUCUAUAGUCACUUACGUUGCUCCAUAAUAAAAGUUCUCUUUCAUUAGAGAGCCAAUACAAGGCUCAUUGUAAGUUUGAAUUGGUGGGGUUUUUUUGGGGGGGGGGUUAUCUUUCCAGUAUUCUUAUCCAUUUAUUUUCUCUUUGUACUGGAAUACAGAAACAUUUUGUUGUUGUUAUAAACACACUUUGAGAAACACUAAUUGAAAAGCCAAAGAAAGUUACUCUUUUGAUCCAUAGGUAUAAGCAUGCACUGUUGCUGUUUUUCCUGGUUGUUUCUUCUUCAGCAGCAUUUCCUUCUAAAUGGCAGCAGUUCCUCCUAAAUGGCAAAGGCAUUUAAAAACACACACACCACUCUUUUAAAGCCCUCCUUUAAAUAGUGCAUUUUACAUUUUGUUGUUGCUGAAGAGGACAUAACUGUGGAAUAACUGCCAUGGAAGUACAGUAUAAGCCUUUCUGCCUUGCAAGCAAUAAACAGAAAUUCUAGGUAAAUAAUGGCCUCAAAAGAUAAAAGAGCAUUACAGUAUUCCCUUAAUGUCUACUCUGGCUCAAGAGAAAAUAUACUAAGGUUGUAUGCUGGCAAGAUAGCCUUGCAUGAUAGUGUACAUGUGCUAGUAAUAAUCACAGCAAAAUACCUGUAACCAUUAGGCAACCUGACUUUCCCAUGGUAUUAAGCUACUGCUAUGGGUAUUCUAGCUGGGUUGUUUAGGGUGUUUGCGUUUUAGGGCUUUCUUGGAAGCAUACAACCUCAGUGGAAUUUCCCUAGUAUGAUAUAGUUGUUCAGCCCUUGAUAUGUGCUUAUAUCUACUAGGUGAAAAGUAUUCUAUUGCAGUCAAUAUAGUAAGCUUCUUUUGUACCUUGAUGGAAUGCAUUUUACAGUUACUUUAAUAGGAACCACACGUUUAUUUCCUUCUGACUUUUCCCUUCACAACCAAUUAACAUGACUGUGGUAUUCAUAUACUUCCCAGAAAAGUCUGAUAUAUUGAUAAUUAUGCACACAGACCUAGUAAGGAUCUUAAUAUUGAUCACUAAGCAGAUAUUCUGUGAAAAGUUCUGGAUUUUAGUAAAUAUUCUAGUCUUUUUAAUAUAUACUGCAGUCAUUGUAAGUCAUUUGUACUGUGAACUGCAAUCUGGGAAACCACACAGCACAUUCUGAAAAGCCUUAAAACUGUCAAAAGACAUGAUCACGUUAUGGGACCAUUCAUUUAUUUUUCAACAACUGAAUAUGAUCUUACCAUAUGCGCUAUGUGUGUGCGCACGUGCAGGUGUACAUGUAUUUUGAAAUCCAAACGGUAAGUUAAAAAUUAUUUGAACCCAUUAUAGCUUCAAAAGAAAAGAAAAAAAUAUCAGGUCUUACAAAUCCUAAAUUGCUUUUAUGAAAGAGAUGGAAAGUUGUGGUUGAGAACCUUAUUGGAGCUGAUACCCAGUAUUAUUUGCUCCUGGUAUGCCACUAUUGUUGUGAUGUACUGUGAAACUAUAGUUGGUCAUUUUGUUGUAAAUCAAACUUCUGAAAUGUUUUGCAAAAUUACAGUUAUAUUCAUUAUAAGUGCUUAAGAUGUGACUUAUGGAACUUUACUAUCAAUGUGUUUUAUAAUAAUCUACAAUACAGAAGAAUCAUGCACAUUGCAUUAUUGGCAGUAUGAUCACUCUCCAUCCCAAGCUGUUAAAAUACAUUCACCACAAUAAUUACACAAAUCUGCGCAGCAUCUAUACAAGGCAAGCAAAGCAGCCCAGUUACCUCUAGAGUGAGAAAUCAGUCCUUGCUGCAGCUUCUAACCAGUGUACGGCUGUGCCAGAGCUGUGGAUAUUAGAGGUGCAUGGAGCCAAUUGUGGUCCUGCCCCGAGAAAGCCUUUUCUCAUACUUAUGCUGCUGCUCCAGAUCAGUGGGGAUAGCCAACUCUCAUCACUAAUAGCAAAGGGUCAGGGGUCCCCUUGUGCCAGUGCUGCAAGUCCUGAACCCUAUGGUGUGCAGAGCCUAGGGCUGGGCUUUAACAGUGCAAUCCUAUGCACGUUUAUUCAGAAGUAAGAUUGAUUUUCUCAAUGUGCGUAGAAUGUUCAUAAUCAAGCAUCACUUUGACACCCUUUUUAAUGUUGAGAGAUGCUCCUUUUUUUUCCAGAGCAGUACCAAGUUCUUAUUGAGAUGUUUUUUUUUAAUCCCAGGAUUUUCUGAGCCACACUCUUUCCAAAUCUUCAAAGAAAUACCAAAAAGAUGUGUUGGGGGCAUCAGCCUCAUCUUCCCCUGCUAUGCCUUACGCAUAAUUGACUUUGACCAAUCAGAUGUUAUUUGCCUGAUUGGUGUUGCCUUGAUUAUUGUUAUACAGUGAAAGAAAGAAAGAUAAUAUUAAAGCCAGCUGUCAGGCUAAGACAUAUGGCAUCUGUUCAGAUACUGGCAUAGUUGGCAUAUAUAAAUCUUGGCUUAAUAAAAUGAAAUGAGCAUAAGCCUUGUGCCUGUGCAUUCCUUUCUCAUGCCAUCCUUUCCCUCCUCCCUUCUUAUGUUGCUAAGAUUAACUAAAGAAGCCUUCGAUUAACAUCGUUUCCUAUUACAUCUGAACAUCGUUUCCUAUUGCAUCUUACAUUUUAAACUGUUGAUUUGUGUUUUUAACCUGUUGGUUGUUUUAUUAUGGUUUUAAUUUUUGUGAACCACCCAGAGAGCUUUGGCUAUUGGGCGGUAUAAAAAUGUAAUAAAUAAAUAAAUAAACAGGGAAACUAUGGUUCCCAAAUUCAGAAGAAGCCAGUAACUUUGUGAACUGCCCAGGGAGCUUCGGCUAUUGGGCGGUAUAAAAAUGCAAUAAAUAAAUAAAUUGAACCAAUUAUAAAAAGUACUUUCAGAUGCUGGCUUGUUGUGAACCUGGUAACUCUAGUUGCACAGUUAAAACUUAAUGGAAAAUUGUUGUUAACUGAUGGCUUCCUGGGUUAUUUGCAGCAUGCCCAGGAGGGAUGGAGCAAUAUCAGGAGAGAAUGCGCAGGCACAACGCUUCUGCAUUUGUUGGUUUAUAAAGCCAAGAUAUGCAUAUCCAAACUGGGCUACUGGCCCAGUUCCCAUCUAAUGACAGCCCAUUGGUUAAAUAAAGCAUGGGCUGUCAGGGACAAGCAGGAGCGAGAGAGCCCGCCACUUCUGCUUUUACUCCACAACCCAUGUUUGGCUCCUUUAUAGACAGUGGAGCAUGAGAUCCAAAACUGGGCUCAACAACCCAAUUGUUAACCCAACAAAACACAAUGGGUUAACUGCUAAACAAUCUAAGCCCCGAAACAACCCAUUGGUUUGGGUUCAGACAUCACACUCCACAACAUGCAAAAGAGCCAAUCGUGGGUUGUGGAGUAAAAGCAAAAGUGACAGGCAGGUGCUCUCUCCUGCUCAUGCAUGACAAUCCAUGGGUUGUUUAAAGGAAGAGUUGUUGUUGCUUUGUGAACCAGGUCAUUGAGUCUCACAAGGGCCUUUUCAUCUGAAAAGAUACAACUGAACUGCAUUUCUCACUUUAAUCAAAGCCUUAUUCUGUACAGUCUAAAACAAAAAGUGGCACACAAAACAUACUAUUUAGAAUUAUAUGUGUCCAAAAUUCUCCCCCAGUUAAUCAGUUCAGUACUGAAUACAAUGAAUUUGAAAAAUCAUUUGAUGCCAUUCCUAUUUGUUGAAUCAGGCAACAUGUUUGGAGCUGUUCGUGUGACAUGAGAGUCCACCGUGAAAUGGCUGGGGCCAUUUUGAAUAUGCAACACCUGAUCCAGGGUUGUCAAGUUGUCCAGACCGGGCGAGCAACCUCACAUACUCCACACUUAUCGAUUUCACACAACACAACAACCCCAAGUGGGGUUUGUAUAUGCGGCCAAGCCACAAUGUGCUGCAGGGUGUCAUCCAAACCCAUUCACUGGCUAAAAAUGAAAUGUGGGAAUAGGAUUUAUAUGCAAUUGGCCUUUUUAUUAUUCUUUCAUAUUUAUUAAUAUUUACUGAAAAAUAGAUUAUUCAUGUCCAUAAUCACUUAUCUAUUGAAAACAUACAUGUUUUGUAAAUUAUUUAUUUUACUAAAACUUGCAAUAAAUCCAGUAGAGUUGACAAUUAACCUUCAUGAAAUUUUAAUCCAGCUUGGUUUGUGGUUUGUUUCCUAUCUUGUACAAAAAGUUUUAAAGUACAUUUCCCAAAACUCAGAAAAAUAAUUGUUUGUUACCAAACAUUUUGAAUAAAAGUUAUUUUCCAUCUAUA